CAACAAUUGAUAGAGACUUGUACCAAGGUCGUUCAAAACAGCAUGGCACAACAAGAGAUGGCUACAUCCGCGCCGGAAAUGCCGCCGGCCAUGGCCGAGAUCAAGCAACAGAGCGCUGAAGAGGUGUUAGCAGAGAUGAAUCGAAUGCCGUUAUUCAUGACCACACUAGACGAGACAGACGGCGAAGGUGGUGAGAACCCGUUGCUUGAGGCGAUGAAGGCGCUUGCGUACGAAGGAACUAGGUACGAGGUUGCAGAGAACUUCCGGGAGCAAGGCAACGACUGCGCAAGAGCAAAUCAAUGGAACGAUGCGAAAGAAUUUUACGACAAGGCGAUAGCGGCGUUGAAAGGGCCCCAGAGAAAGCCAGAUCCAGAGGCAAACGUUGAGGGAGGACAGGUCAUCGAGGUCGAGCUUGAUGAAGCAGAGGAGGCAAAGAAAGAGAAGGUCGUGGAGGAAGCAAGCUAUGUCAACAGAGCGCUGUGCAACCUCCAAAAGAAGAACUACCGCUCCUGCAUAAACGACUGCGCCUCAACUCUCCGUCUCAACCCGUCCAACAUCAAAGCCUACUUCCGCUCCAGCAGCGCCUGCCUUGCGCUCGACAAACUCCCCGAAGCCAAGGACGCCUGUGAAUUCGGCCUCAAGCUCGACCCCAGCAACGCAGCUCUUCAGGUCCUGGCCGAGAAGAUCGAAAAGCGAAGCGUCUAUAUCGCCAAAGUCGAGUCCGACCGCAAGGCACGCGAGGACAGGAUCAAAUCCGAGAAAGCCACCCUCGACCUCGCCCUGAAGGCACGCAAUGUCAGCGUCCGCACAACCAGUGACGAAUCCCCAGACCUGGAAGACGCAAGAAUUGCUCUUCAGAACCCUCUCGACCCCUCCUCCCCACUCUCCUACCCGACGCUGAUCCUCUACCCGGCACACUCGCAAUCAGACUUCAUCAAGGCCUUCAAUGAGCACCAGACGCUGCCGGAGCACUUGGAGUACAUAUUCCCAUUGCCGUGGGAUGAGGAGAAGGAGUACACUGUGGAAAAUGUGGAGGCGUAUAUGGAGACUGCUGCGGGCGGGCUGAUCAAGGUGGGGAAGAAAAUGGCGCUGCGUAAGGUGCUGGGGAGUGGCAAGAUGGUUGUCAGCGACGGGUUGGUGCGGAUCAGUGUCGUUCCGAAGAGGAAGAGUGCGGCGUGGAUUGAAGAAUUUAAGAAGAGGAGGGGUAUUGCUGCGUGAGUGCGGAGUGGUGGACGAGUCUCGUUGUAGACUAGAGAGACGAGAAGACAUGUCAACAUUAUGAACGCCGGAACGAACGAGCCACGAAGAUGUGCUUUUGAUUAUAAUCUAUGUAAUCAAUGCUAACAUGUCGC
Messenger RNA from Didymella exigua CBS 183.55, 1352 nucleotides. RefSeq names its product tetratricopeptide repeat protein 4. Gene Ontology annotation, biological process: protein folding. The record is from RefSeq and is a predicted model, not a curated record. The coding region runs from base 43 to 1218 and encodes 391 amino acids. Lineage: Eukaryota; Fungi; Ascomycota; Dothideomycetes; Pleosporales; Didymellaceae. Gene Ontology annotation, molecular function: Hsp90 protein binding. The transcript is spliced from 2 exons.